UUGUUUUGUGAGGAUUCGAAAUUAUCGCCGUCAAGAAAUACUGAAGUUUUGUUUAAAAAAAAAACGUUUUAUUGAAUCAAUAAACUUGGUACUGUGUUCAUUUCUUCAAAAUUUUCAAUACGAUUAUUUGUUUCAUGUUAAAAUUGUGUUUUAGUUUGAAGAGUCGAGUGAAGAUAAGGUGAACCGUAUGGAUUUUUUUGGACUUUUUUUGGCGAAUUAUCCAUACAGUAUGGAUUCCGUUGUGCGCUACCGUAUGAAUUUCUAUGGAUUUAUAACCAUUUUUGCCAUUGUACGGAUGUUUCAGUUCAAAAAUCUGUAAAAAUCGAAAAAUGUACGGAUUUUUCCUUUGGAAGAAUUGGUUACCUUAGAGUGAAGAGACUCUGUUGAUGAUUCAUACUAUGAAUAUCAUAGUUCAAUUUUCCAACCGACGAUUCUGUAUAGAAGUGAAGUCUAGGUCGAUUUUAGUUCCUUGAAUUCAUGAAUACUUCAUUCAAUGUGACGGUGCGCAAUAUUUCUGGAUUGUAAUGUAGGGAUCAGCGGGAAAAUUGAAUUAGAAAUGAUUGAAUAUUAAGACACUAUUUCCAAGGCGUACGUUCGUUCACGAUUGCAAUCGUGAUUGAAAUAGUGCCGUUAGGGUAGAUCGAUUGAACGGUUUUACAGAUAUCAAAAAUAUUCCUCCGAAUCGAAGCUAAAGAUGCCACAAUAUUCAUCCUUGAUAUCGAUUAAGCCGUUCAAUCGACCAACCUUUGUUGAAUACGUGACGAUUUGAAUAUGGAUUUAACUGAUGAAACUUCAAGAAAGUCAAUAUUAAGAAUUGAUUUGGUCAUCGAUCAAAUCUUUGAAGAAACGCCUUUCGAUGGUGUUUUGUGUUAAUAAUAAUUCGAGAAGAAAAAACCUCAAAAAGACACAAAAUUAAUAAGGAAACUUACAUAGAAAUCAUCAAUCAUCGUCUACAUUUGUUUCAUCUUUGAAUAUGCAAAUAUCAAAAUGGAGUUUUGUGCAUGAGAAACCAAAAAAUAGUUUAUUUUUUUCUGGUUUAUUCAAAUUUUAAAUUUAAACCUGAAUAAACCAGUUGAAAUCAAGUAUUUAAAAGGUCAAUAAAUGACUGAUCUGUCCGUGUUUCACUCACUUUUUUCCAACUAUCAAACCUGUUUCCACCUAAUUUGCUGUAUAUUGCUGUUCGGUUUGAUGAGUAAAAACAUUGAAAUUCUGAAAGGAAUAAAUGCUCACUGCUAUGCAUACCAUGAAAUCAUGUUCAUUCGUACUUUAAAUAAGGCGCCCAAUGGCGUGCGUCAUAUAUAAUAACACUGAUAACCUUUAAGAGGAGUUUUGUCUUUGGCCUAAAGAAUAUUUAUUUUAUUGCACAAAAUAAACAGCUGUAGCUUUAGUCAAGGCAUUCCAAAUUGGAAUUAUCACCGCGAUUGUACGAAUUUGGUAACCAUGCAGUCAUUCAGCGUGGUUUUCAGUGUCGUUCUCCUUCUGUGGUGUGUAAAUGCUAACAGUUUACCGAAUACUACAAGCGGUGGCCCAGAUAUUUGUGAAACAGAGACGUGUGCAAGGGAGGCAUCCGCUAUGCUGAAUUCGCUUGAUGAAUCAAUUCAUCCAUGUGAUAAUUUCUAUGAUUUUGCGUGUGGAAAUUUCCUUCGAAACACCAUUUUACCCAAGAACAAAACCAUUAUCAUGUCAUUCACACAAGUUCAGGACAAAGUCGAAGAGCAAUUGCGAACAAUUCUCACUGAAGACCCGUAUCUAAAUGAAUCGAAACCAUUCACAUUGGCAAAAACUUUUAUGCGCGCCUGUUUGAAUGAAAUGGCAUUGAAUGAAAUGGGCGUAACACCGUUGGUAGAAACAUUGGAAACUUUCGGUGGAUGGCCGGUUGUCAAGGGUGACGAAUGGCAUGGCGAAAACUGGGAUUGGAUCGACGCCAAUAGGAAAAUGUCUGAUGCUGGACUCAUUGACAGCAUGAUACUAAAGACCGCAAUCGCCACCGAUUCAAAGAACUCAUUGAAACGCGUUAUUUCAAUUGAUCAGCCAAGCUUUGGAUUAUCACAAAAGUUUUUACUGCACGACUUGGAAGAUUCAAACGUGAAAGCCUACUAUGAGUUCAUGGUUGAUUCGGCUGUGGUGUUUGGAGCAAAUAAAAGCGUUGCCGAAAUGGAACUACUUGAUUCACUUAAAUUUGAGAUGGAAUUGGCAAAGAUCGCAUCGACUUCCGAAGAGCGUCGUAAUCAAACAGCUCUCUACAAUCCAUUCACCAUUAGUCAACUGCAGACAAAGUACCCAUUCAUCAACUGGCUGGAUUAUAUCAAUUGGAAUCUACAUGAUCUGUUGAAAGUGAACCAAAAUGAAGUUGUAAUUGUGCUGGAUACAAAAUAUGUCUCUCAACUUGAUCACAUACUCAAAACGACUCCCAAACGAACGAUUGCCAACUUUUUCGCUUGGCGUGCUGUUAUUUUCGCUUCUGACUAUUUGGACAAUGUUCUACAUCAGAAAUUAGAUCAAUAUCUUGCUAAAACGACUGGCAUGCAGCAGGCCGAUACUCGUGAAGCCGAAUGCAUCAAACAGACCAUGAACUCUUUAUCGAUUUCCGUUGGAGCCUCGUAUAUUCGAAAAUAUUUCAAUGAAGAAUCCAAAAUAGCUGCAACGAAAAUUGUUAAAACGAUUUACGAGCAAUUUAUUAAAACGUUGCAAACGGUCGAAUGGAUGGACGGAGAUACACGAAAAGAAGCCAUUCAAAAGGCGCACAAAAUGAACUAUCACAUUGCAUAUCCCGAGGAACUCGUCGAUAAUAAUAAAUUGGAAGAAUAUUACCAACAUUUAGAAUUAGUGUCCAAUUCCUUGUAUGACAACGUUCGACGCGUUCGAAUUUUUAAAAGUAAUAAUCUGAUUCGAAAGUUGCGAUUACCGGUCAAUAAAACCGAUUGGGAAACUCAUUCGAUUCCAUUCAUUGUGAAUGCAUUUUAUUCAUUACUCGAAAAUAGUAUUCAAUUGCCAGCGGCUGUGCUUCAAGAUCAUUUUUUCAAAAUUGAUCGACCAUCUUAUAUGAACUACGCGACCAUUGGCUGGUUUAUUGGCCACGAAAUCACCCACGGUUUUGAUGACGAAGGGCGGCAAUUCGAUUCGAAUGGCAAUUUGAUGGAUUGGUGGAAACACGACACCGCAAACAGAUUUGCAGCAAAAGCCAACUGUAUCGUUGAUCAGUAUUCGAACUAUACAGACUCCGUUUCCGGUUUAAAAGUCAAUGGAGUCAAUACACAAGGUGAGAACAUAGCUGACAAUGGAGGUGUGAAAGGAAUUUAUGAAGCAUAUCAAACAUUUGUGAAUCUCAAUGGUCCUGAUCCUUUAUUACCGGGACUGCAUUAUACACAAAAUCAGCUGUUCUGGAUUUCAGCCGCUCAAUUGUGGUGUGCAGUUACACGGCCCGAAUUCGACACAAUUCAAUACACAACCGACUUUCAUGCACCAAAUAAAUUCCGCAUUAUCGGAACAUUCACCAAUAUGGAACGGUUUUCUCAUGAUUUUAAUUGUCCAAAAGGCACAAACAUGAACCCUGUCUAUAAAUGUGAAGUUUGGUAAGAUGAUAGAAGUAUGUUAAUCUUCGCAUAGGAACAAACAUGAUUGCAAAAAUUUAUUAUUGUUAUAAUAAUGAAGUUUGAAAUAUACAAGAUCACACAUAUUUGUUUUGAAGCAAAUGUGUUUAAUCUCAUUGGCGUUCACAUGAAUUCUACAACUAAUAUACAUUUUUUGGAUCAAGUAUUGAGAUGCAAUAUAUAAGUUGUAAUUUUGAUAAACGAUGUUGCGAUGUUUACGCUCAAGCAUUUUCAUAGGAAGAGCAAAUAAAAUGAAAAGUUACUUGAAA
Molecule: messenger RNA, 3859 nt
Organism: Sitodiplosis mosellana (orange wheat blossom midge)
Lineage: Eukaryota; Metazoa; Arthropoda; Insecta; Diptera; Cecidomyiidae
Product: neprilysin-2-like
Exons: 13
Coding region: 1441-3576 (711 amino acids)
Biological process (GO): protein processing
Cellular component (GO): plasma membrane
Molecular function (GO): metalloendopeptidase activity
Source: RefSeq, a predicted model, not a curated record